Meleagris gallopavo (turkey) is the source of this 5128-nucleotide messenger RNA. Lineage: Eukaryota; Metazoa; Chordata; Aves; Galliformes; Phasianidae. The record is from RefSeq and is a predicted model, not a curated record.
AUGGAUGACUUCCACCGCCGGCUUCGGCACCUUCGGAAUAUUGCUGCACGUAACAUCAUCAGUAAGAAUGGUUAUCGCCUCUUGGACACGUACUUCACUCUCCACCUGUGUGAUAACACCAAGAUAUACAAAGAAUUUUAUAAGAGUGAAGUGAUCAAGAAUUCUCUGAAUCCAACCUGGAGGAGUUUGGACUUUGGAAUAAUGCCUGAUCGUCUCGAUACGUCUGUCUCGUGUUUCGUUGUGAGGAUCUGGGGUGGCAAGAAGGAGCACUUCCAGCUUCUGAUCGAAUGGAAGGUCAAUCUGGAUGGAUUGAAGUACUUGGGACAGCAGAUACAUGCAAGAAACCCAAACGAGAUUAUUUUUGGUCUCAAUGAUGGUUAUUAUGGAGCUUCAUAUGAACAGAAGGAUCACUCAGGUACCCUGAAGAACAGCCUUCUCCAGGUGGAUCAGAACUGUGUUCGUAACUCUUACGAUGUCUUCUCUUUGCUUAGGCUUCACAGAGCCCAGUGUGCAAUUAAACAGACUCAGGUAACCGUUCAGAAAAUAGGAAGGGAAAUAGAAGAAAAGCUGAGACGCACAUCUACAAGCAAUGAACUGAAAAAGGAGAGUGAAUGUUUACAGUUGAAGAUCCUGGUGCUACGUAAUGAACUGGAGAGGCAGAGGAAGGCCCUUGGUCAAGAAGUAGCUUUGUUACAUAAGGAAAAGAAUACUUUACAUGACAAAGGAAAUGCAUUUGAGACUGAGUAUCAGAAGCAUCAAGAACGUAAUGAAUCCCUGCAUGAAUUAAGAAAAGAAUGCACUGCAAAGAGAGAACUGUUUCUGAAGACCAACGCCCAGCAGACUAUUCGAUGCAAGCAGUUGCUCUCAGAGCUUUCCUACAUCUACCCUAUCGAUCUGAAUGACCAAAAGGAUUACUUUGUUUGUGGAGUCAAGCUUCCAAACUCUGAAGACUUUCAAGCAAAAGAUGAUGGAAGCAUUGCUGUCGCCCUGGGCUACACCGCUCAUUUGGUUUCAAUGAUAUCCUACUUCUUACAAGUGCCCCUCAGGUAUCCCAUAAUUCACAAGGGCUCCAGGUCUACAAUCAAAGAUAACAUCAACGACAAACUGACAGAGAAAGAGAGAGAAUUUCCUUUGUACCCAAAAGGAGGAGAGAAGCUUCAGUUCGAAUAUGGAGUGUAUCUUCUCAACAAAAAUAUAGCACAGCUUAGGUAUCAACAUGGGCUGAGUACUCCAGAUCUAAGGCAAACUCUUCCUAACCUGAAAAAUUUCAUGGAGCUUGGGCUCAUGGUCAGAUGUGAUCGACACCAUACAUCCAGUGCAAUUCCCGUUCCAAAGAGGCAGAGCUCUAGCUUCGGCAGAUUGGAUGUUGGCUUUUCCAGUGGGCUUCCUUCUCCAGAUAAAGGACUCCGAAAACGAGCUAGCACGGGAAACGAGAGACUGCAGUACAAAACUCCUCCUCCUAGUUACAACUCUGCUUUAACGCAGCCUGUAGCCAUUGCAGCCCAUGUGGGAGGAUUAGAUAAAAAGCCCGGAUCCAUAUCUUCUUCCCUCGACACCUCCAUGGACUCCUCAAAAGGAAAUAAGAAAGGAGAGGACUUGUGUGGCAGUUUAAACGGAGAAAACGGGAGCCUAACCGAUACCCAAGACCAGCAGGAGUCUUUCCUAGGACAUACUAGUGCAAUAAAUGGGGCGUUGCUGCCCGGUGAGUGUUCCAGCACCAUAAGCAGCGAGCAGCCUUGUGAGCUUCGGCCCUCGCUCGGCCCCGUCCUUUGCUGCACUGUGGAGCAAGCAGAGGAAAUAAUGGGGAUGGAAGCGACAGGGUUCAGCACGGGAGAUCAGCUAGAAGACUUUAACUCCAUCCCGGUGGAGCACGCCGUGGCAGUGGAGUGUGAUGAACAGGUCCUGGGGGAGUUUGAGGAGUUCUCUCGGAGGAUCUAUGCACUGAAUGAAAACAUGUCCAGCUUCCGCAGGCCGCGCAAAAGUUCGGACAAGUGAGCUGGGACAGGGAUUUGAUAGCGGACACUGGGGUGAAAUCAGCGAUCUGGAAUAGAGAUACAAUUGCACUUAUUCUUUAUAUUAAUUAUAUAUAUAUAUAUAUAUAUAUAUAUAUAAAGCUAAAGCUAUUCCAAUGGUGUUAGGACAAACAGACUUGUUACUGAGCACGAUAACACAGGAUCAUGGUAUAUUCACAGCCCAGGUAAAUUCUGAUUCUGCUUCCAGUCCUCUUGUGUCUGGUAUUUAUAAUCUGUUGGGUUUUGUGGGUUUUUUUUAGGCGGUGGAGUCCAUUUGUAAGCGCUUUCCUGGAAAAAAAAAAACUUCAAGUGCUGAUCUGGCCCUCCUACGUGUAUUUGUUUUCUUAAUUAUUAUUUAGAAUUAAACUUAUUUUAAUCUUAUCAGAAGGAAAAAAAAAAAAAGAAGUUAAUUUAAAAAUACGAUUGUGAUCAGAGCUCUUCAUGUCUCGCAUGUACUCCUGUGCUUCCUUGAGCAAUGCAGUCGGUGGGACAGAGAUGCCAGGAAUUAGCCAUAGUCAGACAGCUUUCUCUUGGCUGCACUGUGCUGUUGUGGAAGUUUGCACUGAUGGGCCUUCAGCUGGUGGUGUGCACUUGCCAGAGAGAGAGCACCUGAGGUUUCCCUGUGCCUGAUUCAUCAUGUUUCCUCCUUUCCUCCACUCUCAGUCUUCCUUCUGGUAGAGCCCGUGAGGACCCAAUCACCUCUAAGGUUUGUUAGAAAAAUCUCGUGUCUCAUUCUCCAUUUAACUUCAUUAUCUCCAAGCUAAUCAGCAGAAACCUAACGAGCGUACGGUGUGAGUGGGGUUCACCCAACAUGCUCAGUGCUUGGAAUUAGGCAAACUUGUGGAAUCACUCUGCCCUCCUGUAGAAGGGAGGCACUUGGCAUAAUUCAUUAAUAUCCCUUUAGCUGGACCAUCCGUGUGUUAAGGAAGAGCCUUCUGGCUUUGGUUGGAGCUUUGUUGUGGGGCUGCUCACCCCUGGCACAUGUGUUUGGCUAACUAAUGGGAAAGCCAUUAGGAGCCCAUUUUGUGAUUCCUGCUAUUAUUUGAGUUUGGAUUCCAUUGCUCUUGCUUUCUAUAUUGCAUGACCAAGAAUUCAGGCUUGGUCACGAGCUCUCAAAUAUAAAAUACAGCUUCAUCAUGCCUGGCUUUUUUGUUUUCCUCCUGGUCCGUGCAUUUUUUUGAACCAAUGACCUACUCUCUCUCCUAACAUCACCAUAAGGCUAGUCUAAAUUAACUUCUUAAAAUGUGGGUGUGUAUAAUCUCAACUAUCUGUUGUCAAAGCAAGAUGUGUACACGAGAACCAAUAUACACAAUAGCACCAUUCUAGAAUAUUCAUUUCCCAGGUAACACUUUAAUGACUGUAUUAAAACUGUAUUCACAUUUCUUCUCUUAGCUUUAACAGUUGUGUCUACCACUGAGUUGUUGGACUGGGUUGUGCCUACCAUGAACUGUUGGAUUGGGCUGUGCCUACCAUGAAUUGUUGGUUUGGGCUGUGCCUACCAUGGAUUGUUGGAUUGGGCUGUGCCUACCAUGAACUGUUGGAUUGGGCUGUGCCUACCAUUGAGUUGUUGGACUGGGUUGUGCCUACCAUGAACUGUUGGAUUGGGUUGUGCCUACCAUGAAUUGUUGGAUUGGGUUGUGCCUACCACUGAGUUGUUGGUUUGGGUUGUGCCUGCCAUGAGUUGUUGGAUUAGGCUCUGCCUACCAUGAAUUGUUGGAUUGUGUUGUGCCUACCACUGAGUUGUUGGAUUGAGCCUUUCUGCUGAAUCAUUUCUUUGGUCUGUCUCAGCAAGGUGGAAGCACUCAGAAGCAGAGACCGCGUUUUUGUAAUGCAUUGUUGCAAACUCAGGCAUGAAUUUGGACACAUCCAUGAGUAUCUUCUCCCCUGAAUAAACUCUUCUGUUGAAACCUUGUGGAAAACAUCCAUAAAGGCUUAACGCACUGCCAUCAUCUUUGAGAAGGAAUAAGUAGGGAAUUCUCACUGUACUUUGGUGCACUGAGAGCCGGAAUUGAAUCCCCAAAGCCAACACAGCGCGUUCUUACUGAGGUGGGCAGAAGAUCCUCUAAUUGUUCCUUGCUAACUUCUGUUAGCAGUUCAAUUUUAGCCAAAAUUCAGUACUGUUGAGUCAGUUGGGCACACCGAAGGGUGAAAUCCGGCACAGUUGAAGCAGUACAGAGUGGAUUGUGGUCACACUAGUUGUCUUUUAUCACGAUGACAGUAGUUUGUGUAUGAUGGUGACUUUUCAGAGCAACCCAAAGAGUAGUUGUGAAGUCGCAGUGUUCCGUAGGCAAACACAGAGCGUCUCAGAGCAAUUAGGCGACGUGUAAUUAGGUUUGUAGAGCAUCAGUGGGACUUCAGAUUUUGUUUGUUAGUUGCACAUUUUCUCAGGUGGCACCCAACCAAAUGAAGCUUAUUUUUCUCGCGUUGCUGUUCCCGUUGGAGCCCUGGAAUUGUUAGUGUGUCAAAUACAACGGUUGAUUUCUGCAUCUAUGUCACAUAGCUUCUCUGGGCUUUCUAUGGAUGUAUCUUUCAUAGACCUUGAAUUGCUCCCAGGCUUAUUUGCCAUUUUUACCACUUUUAUAUAGAGGGUGUGAAGGGGGGGACAACAUUGUAGGGCUAAUUAAGGCAUCGGCCAACAUCUUUGCUAUGGAGGAUGGGAGGAUUGUACAGACUGCAGCUUCUUUUUGUGAUUUUAUUUUCUUCCCCGGUAAAUGACUUUGAAAAUGGCAUAGUGGGAGGGAAACAAAGAGCAAGUUGGAAGGUGAGAAGAUAUAUCACAGUGUGCUUUAAACUGUCAGGAGCCUUUCAGUUCCUGCACAGCUGUGACACUGUUAAAUGCCUGUGAAUGUCUUCAAGUGGAGAAAACAUUUCAUUGCAAUCUUAUCCCCCUCACUAGGAACUCCUAAGAUUUUUUUGAGAAUAUUAGUUUUGGAAGAUCAUAUCCCACUCUAUUUUUAUAGCGAGCACAACAGCAUUGGCUUCUCCUUGCUUGACCAGGUAUUUAAAACAAACCAAUACAAAGUAUCCCAUAGUCAGUGACACAUUAAAACUAUCUUGGUAAUUGCGGGAAAGCUCAUCUGUAUUUAUAAAAUAAAACUGAUUAGUAUCACUCAGAA